Molecule: messenger RNA, 1755 nt
Organism: Eremothecium sinecaudum
Lineage: Eukaryota; Fungi; Ascomycota; Saccharomycetes; Saccharomycetales; Saccharomycetaceae
Product: putative phosphotransferase
Exons: 1
Coding region: 1-1755 (584 amino acids)
Biological process (GO): carbohydrate metabolic process
Molecular function (GO): phosphotransferase activity, alcohol group as acceptor; kinase activity
Source: RefSeq, a predicted model, not a curated record
AUGAGCCCUUAUUAUAUCGGUGUUGAUGUCGGUACAGGGUCUGCAAGAGCAUGCAUAAUUGACUCAACCGGUAGUAUCCUUGCUUUGUCUGAAAACGAAAUUUCAAGAACGGAGCUGAAACCAAGUCAUAUAACCCAAUCUAGCUCUCAAAUAUGGGAAAGUAUAUGUAAUUGCGUCAGAUCCGUAGUUGAGAAGGCCAAGGUAAAUGAGGAAGAGAUAUUAGGGAUUGGAUUCGAUGCAACUUGUUCUUUGGUGGUCGUCGACGAAGAAUCGAAUAGAGGGGUGGCAGUAGGUCCGGAUUUUAGCAACCACGAUCAAGAUAUUAUGCUUUGGAUGGACCACAGAGCCGUUAAAGAAGCUGAUGAGAUUAAUAGUACAGGCCACAAGUGUUUGAAUUAUGUAGGAGGCAAGAUGUUUGUUGAGAUGCAACUCCCCAAGAUCAAAUGGCUUAAAAACAACAUGCCAGGGGGUAUGUUUAACAGGUGUAAGUUUUACGACCUCCCAGACUACCUUACUGUAAAGGCCUCCGGACGUGAGGUUCGAAGUGUCUGCUCUGCUGUGUGUAAGAUGGGCUUCUUACCACUGGGCGUAGAGGGCUCAACGGAAGGUUGGUCGCGUGAAUUCUUCGAAGCAAUUGACUUAGAAGAACUCUGUACUUCAGAUUUUAGCAAACUUGGAGGUCCAGCAGAUGCUGAUGGUGUCAAUUACAAGCCUUCCGGUUGUUUUGUUGGGUUUUUGUCUAGCGACGCGGCUAGUGAAAUGGGUUUAACCACGAACUGUGCAGUGGCAACCGGAUUAAUUGAUGCUUAUGCUGGUUGGGUGGGUACUGUGGCAGCAAAAUCAGAAGCAAUGGAUGGCGCUAGUGAUUUAAAUCAAGCAGUGGGCAGGCUGGCCAGUGUUGCGGGCACCUCUACCUGUCAGAUAGUUAUGUCCUCUGAAGCGCACUUUGUACCAGGUGUGUGGGGCCCUUACAAAGAUAUUUUAUUCCCUGGAUACUGGUGCUCGGAAGGUGGUCAGAACUGGACGGGCGGCCUCCUACACCAGCUGCUCACCACCCAUCCUGCAUACGCAGAACUAUGCGACCUAGCUAAAACCAGCGGGCUUUCAAAAUUUGAUUACCUCAACGAUAGAGUUCGAGCAAUGCACAAGGAGCGUGAUACGUCAUCUGAACUUUGGCUCAUAAAGCACCUAUUUUACUACGGCGAUUACAAUGGGAACCGAUCCCCCAUCGCUGAUCCCAACAUGUCAGCGGCAAUCAUAGGUAAACCCGCCGGCAUCACAAUAGAUGACUUGGCACUAGAAUACCUCGCCGCCUGUGAAUUCAUCUCCCUGCAAACUCGCCAGAUCAUUGAUGCAUUGUGCACUAAUGGACACAAAAUAUCCUUGAUAUAUAUGUCUGGGGGGCAGUGCAGGAACAAACUUUUGAUUAACUUAAUUGCAAGCUCUUCCAGGUUACCAGUAGUAACGCCAAGAUAUAUUGACUCCGCUGUAGUCUUCGGUUCCGCCCUGCUUGGCGCUGCCGCCAACCUCUCUAAAGCAACCUCAAGCGGUCCUAAUGACUAUAUCUCUUUCAAAACCGCGGCAAAUCCUCUUUGGUCGGUCAUGGCCGCCAUGACUCCUGCUGGCACUACAAUAUACCCUCUUCCAGACUCACACCCUGACGUCAAACUUCUAGACGUUAAAUAUGCGAUAUUUCUAGAUAUGAUUAAAUCACAGCAGAAAUAUCGAAACCUAGUAAAUCAAAUUUCACUAUGA